GUUCCUCACUCUGAAGACAUGGUUCCUCACUCUGAUGACAAGGUUCUUCACACUGAGGAGAAGGGUCCGUACUCUGACAACAAGGUUCCCCACUCUGAGGACAAGGUUCCUCACUCUGAGGACAAGGUCCCUCACUCUGAGGAAAACUUUCCUCACACUGAGGACAAGGCUCCUCAUUCUGAGGACAAGGCUCCUCACUCUGAGGACAAGGUUCCUCACUCUGAGGACAAGGUUCCUCACUCUGAGGACAAGGUUCCUCACACUGAGGACAAGGUUCCUCACUCUGAGGACAAUGUUGCUCACUCUGAAGACAAGGUUCCUCACUGUGAGGACAAGGUUCCUCACUUUGAGGACAAGGUUCUUCACUAUGAGGACAAGGUACCUCACACUGAGGACGAGGUUCCUCACUCUGAGGACAAUGUUCCUCACUCUGAGGAGAAGCUUCCUCACUCUGAGGACAAGUGUCCUCACUCUGAAAGCUGGUUUCUCACUCUGAGGACAAGGUUCAUCACUGUGAGGACAAGGUUCCUCACUCUGAGGACAAUGUGCUUCACACUGAGGACAAAGUUCCUCACACUGAGAACAAGGUUCCUCAUUAUGAGGACAAGGUUCCUCACUCUGAGGACAAUGUUGCUCACUCUGAGGACAAGGUUCCUCACUGUGAGGACAAGGUUCCUCACUCUGAGGACAAGGUUCCUCACUCUGAGGACAAGGUUCUUCACUCUGAGGACAAGGUACCUCAAUCUGAGGACGAGGUUCCUCACUCUGAGGACAAGGUUCCUCAUUCUGAGGAGAAGGUUCCUCACUCUGAGGACAAGUGUCCUCACUCUGAAAGCAGGUUUCUCACUCUGAGGACAAGGUUCAUCACUGUGAGGACAAGGUUCCUCACUCUGAGGACAAUGUGCUUCACACUGAGGACAAAGUUCCUCACACUGAGAACAAGGUUCCUCAUUAUGAGGACAAGGUUCCUCACUCUGAGGACGAGGUUCCUCACACUGAGGACAAGGUUCCUCACUCUGAGGACAAUGUUCUUUACACUGAGGACAAG
Molecule: messenger RNA, 1048 nt
Organism: Paramuricea clavata
Lineage: Eukaryota; Metazoa; Cnidaria; Anthozoa; Malacalcyonacea; Plexauridae
Source: the annotation of a GenBank genome assembly